AUGUAUAAGUAUGGGCUUGCAGACAAGCUGCUGCGCCUUCUCUCCCUAAUCGCCUUUUGCUCAACCACCUAUCUCUACCUCUAUCCAGUCUUUCACGGAUGCGUCUUCUCAUGGAGAAAGAUAUCGACUGCGACCGCCUUCAGCGAGACUUUCCACCAACAUUGGACACUUUUACGCGACUCGGACGCCCAUCCAGACCCUUCGCGUGCCCCUUUUCGAUUGCUAGCCCUGGCCGAUCCUCAGCUUGAGGGUGACAGCUCCCUUCCUAAAUCCGAAGAGAGCUUUAUACCUAGGCUAAGGCAGCAUUGGGCGAAGCUGUGCACAGAAGAAUCACAACAUUGGUUGUCUUCCGCGCUUGAUGCCGUGCAAGAAGUAGUUCUUCAAGACCUCCCUGAGGCACUGAAGGCCCUUCGAAAACGACUUGAUCUAUUCGGCAACGACUACUAUCUGGGUCACAUAUACAGAACACUUCACUGGUGGACGAAGCCUACCCACGUAGCUGUGCUUGGAGAUCUCAUCGGCAGCCAAUGGGUCACCGACGAAGAGUUUGGAUGGAGAGGGUGGAGGUUUUGGAAUAGAGUCUUUGCGGGCGGUCGCAGGGUGGAAGACGACAUCACGACUCCGAACAAUAAAAGCCAACAAAACCUUUUUGAAAUGCAUGAUACCAAUUGGGAGCGCCGACUGAUCAAUAUUGUCGGUAAUCACGACAUUGGCUAUGCUGGGGAUAUUUCUCGAGGGAGGAUGGACCGCUUUGAAAAGGUCUUUGGGAAGGCAAACUGGGAUGUCAGAUUCCAGUAUCCCGGGUUCAAUAGUACCGAGACUGCGACAGAGCUCGACCUCCAACCAACGUUGCAUCUGAUUGUCCUGAACAGUCUGGUUCUAGACAGCCCUGCCCUAUCCGAGGAUGUUCAGGUCGAAACGUUCGAUUAUUUGAAUGACCUGAUCUCUCACCGUUUGCGACCUGUGGAAGACCGUUCAUCUUUUACCCUCCUGCUUACACACCUUCCACUCCACAAGAAAGAAGGGACUUGCGUUGAUGCCCCCUUUUUCGAUUAUUGGGGCAAUGACAAUGGUGGUGGCGUUUACAAACCCCACGGAGUGAAAGAACAAAAUCACCUGAGCGAGCAAACAAGUCAGAAAGGUACUUUGCAGACAUUAUUUGGCAUGAGCGGAGAUCUCGGUGCUCCAGCUCAAGGCAAAGGCAGAAGUGGCCUCAUUCUGACGGGUCAUGACCACGAGGGCUGUGAUGUCUGGCACUUUAUCCCUUCCGAAUCUGUCUGGUCAACACCAGAGGAUAACGGCGAGGAAAAGAGGCAGACCUCGUGGGAUCACUGCAAAUGGCAGCACGCAAAUCUAAGCAACGCACACACCGGAGUUAGAGAGAUCACGCUCCGAAGCAUGAUGGGGGACUACGGAGGCAAUGCUGGGCUCCUCAGCGCAUGGUUUGACUAUGAAACGAGCGAGUGGAUGUACCACAUUCAGAUGUGCGGUCUGAACAUCAAGCUCUGGUGGGCUAUCCACCUUGUCGAUGUGGUCGUUGCGGGUAUUUAUGGGAUCGGUCUUCGCCAUCGACUCCUUCGCCCUGCCAUGGAACCUUCAACAGACAAACCGGAUGCUUCGCAGUCGAAGUCCGAGGGAACAUGUAAGUGA
Messenger RNA from Cladophialophora psammophila CBS 110553, 1650 nucleotides. RefSeq lists its product as uncharacterized. Gene Ontology annotation, biological process: GPI anchor biosynthetic process. The record is from RefSeq and is a predicted model, not a curated record. Lineage: Eukaryota; Fungi; Ascomycota; Eurotiomycetes; Chaetothyriales; Herpotrichiellaceae. The coding region runs from base 1 to 1650 and encodes 549 amino acids. The transcript has a single exon. Gene Ontology annotation, cellular component: endoplasmic reticulum.